Lemur catta (Ring-tailed lemur) is the source of this 2849-nucleotide messenger RNA. It is a transcript of the gene PBX3, whose product is annotated as PBX homeobox 3. The record is from RefSeq and is a predicted model, not a curated record. Gene Ontology annotation, cellular component: nucleus. Lineage: Eukaryota; Metazoa; Chordata; Mammalia; Primates; Lemuridae. Gene Ontology annotation, molecular function: RNA polymerase II cis-regulatory region sequence-specific DNA binding; DNA-binding transcription factor activity, RNA polymerase II-specific. Gene Ontology annotation, biological process: animal organ morphogenesis; regulation of transcription by RNA polymerase II; brain development. The coding region runs from base 108 to 1412 and encodes 434 amino acids. The transcript has 9 exons.
GCCUCCCCCUCCCCCUCCUUCUCUUUCUUCUCCUCCCUCGCCGCCGCCGCCGCCGCCGCCUCAGCCUUCGCCUCAGCCGCCGCCCGCUCCCGCCCGCGAGCGGCGGGAUGGACGAUCAAUCCAGGAUGCUGCAGACUCUGGCCGGGGUGAACCUGGCCGGCCACUCGGUGCAGGGGGGCAUGGCCCUGCCGCCUCCCCCUCACGGCCACGAAGGGGCGGACGGCGACGGCAGGAAGCAGGACAUCGGCGAUAUCCUCCAUCAGAUCAUGACCAUCACCGACCAGAGCUUGGACGAGGCGCAAGCAAAGAAACAUGCCCUGAACUGUCACAGAAUGAAACCCGCGCUCUUCAGCGUCCUGUGUGAGAUUAAAGAGAAAACAGGUCUCAGCAUCAGAGGAGCCCAGGAGGAGGACCCUCCCGAUCCCCAGCUAAUGAGACUGGACAAUAUGCUUUUGGCAGAAGGGGUUUCAGGUCCUGAGAAAGGUGGGGGAUCGGCGGCAGCAGCUGCAGCCGCGGCAGCCUCUGGAGGUUCUUCAGAUAACUCUAUUGAACACUCAGAUUACAGAGCCAAAUUGACCCAGAUCAGACAAAUCUAUCACACAGAACUGGAGAAAUAUGAACAGGCAUGUAAUGAAUUCACUACACAUGUGAUGAACCUUCUCCGAGAACAGAGUAGAACACGUCCCAUUUCCCCAAAAGAAAUUGAAAGAAUGGUGGGCAUCAUCCAUCGAAAAUUUAGUUCCAUUCAGAUGCAGCUCAAACAAAGCACUUGUGAAGCAGUUAUGAUUUUAAGAUCAAGGUUCCUUGAUGCCAGACGGAAAAGACGUAACUUCAGUAAACAGGCCACAGAAAUCUUGAAUGAAUAUUUUUACUCACACCUCAGCAACCCCUACCCCAGUGAAGAAGCCAAAGAGGAGCUGGCCAAGAAAUGCAGCAUCACAGUGUCACAGGUAUCCAAUUGGUUUGGCAACAAACGAAUCAGGUACAAGAAGAAUAUUGGCAAGUUUCAGGAAGAAGCCAACCUCUACGCUGCGAAGACGGCCGUGACAGCUGCACAUGCAGUAGCGGCAGCUGUGCAGAACAACCAGACCAAUUCGCCCACCACGCCAAAUUCCGGUUCUUCUGGUUCUUUUAACCUCCCAAAUUCUGGGGACAUGUUCAUGAACAUGCAGAGUCUGAAUGGGGAUUCUUACCAAGGGUCCCAAGUCGGAGCCAAUGUGCAAUCACAGGUGGAUACCCUCCGUCAUGUUAUCAAUCAGACGGGAGGCUACAGUGAUGGCCUUGGAGGAAAUUCACUGUACAGUCCACAUAAUUUAAAUGCUAAUGGAGGCUGGCAGGACGCAACAACUCCAUCUUCUGUGACUUCUCCUACAGAAGGCCCAGGAAGUGUGCACUCAGAUACCUCUAACUAAUCUCUGGCCACACUUUUCCCUGAGCUGACAUGCCUUGAUAAGUGCAUUCAGAGCAAUAGGAGGAAAAGGAAAGCGUUUUUGUAGCCCACCAUCUACAGCUUUACUGUAAAACCUUGUCUUAUUAGAGAACUUGGUAAAUCUGUUUUUUAAAGAAUCAUAAUCAUUUGUAUUUAUACUUAAAAAACACACAAUGUUAAAAAAGCACUUUAUCCAAUUAGGCCAAGAUUUAACAUUGUUGACAGUCCUGUAGCUAUUUUAUCAUAAUUUAUUAUCAAUAUUUUACAUUAAUGGUUUCACAGUUGCCAAUUACUUGGCCUUAAGGGUAAAAAGUACAAUGUACGCUAAACCUCAAUCGUUAAAGCAGAUACAAAAAUUCACCUCACCUAAAUUGAACUUCUUGCAUAUUUCCAUCACUGACUUUGAUUGUCUUUCUUUCAUAUCACUAAUGGAGUUGGAAUAAAAGAGCUGUUUGGCUAUCUUUGUUAAUGAUGGUUGUGUUUAAGAAUGUUCGUCACAUUUGUGUUGCGAUCUGUUAUGUUAUAAUUAGAUCAGAGACUGGUAGCAUCUUUUCUCUCUCCGAAAGCGCCAGUGCCCAGAGUCUGCUCGGUAAUAAAAUUACGGAUCCAGAUUGUUCUGAGAGGUGAAGAUACUUGCUGCUGACAGAGGUGCAAACGAUAUCCGUGUGGGGUUUAUGGUGCGCACUGGGUGCUGCACAGACUUGUCAAGGUUCGCUCCGUCCUCUGGGCAUCCAGGAAAGGCCCUGCUCUCUGGAGCGUUGUAUAUAGUGUAGCAAAAGAGUAUUUAUACAUCUCACCAAUCAAAACACAGCUUUAUUACCUCAUGCGAACUCAUACAAACCAAUAGAAUUUCAACAUGUUCUGUAGCUUAGAGUGCUCACUUACUACCUCUGAACAAUACUCACGGCUGUAGUUUGUCUCUUUCUUAUCUUUUUGCAUCUUGUAAUUAACUCUUUGUUUCCCUUCAUAAAAUGUAAUGUACAUUGUAAUCUUUUAAAAGAAAAAUCAGGGUUGCAUUUGCAACUUUUAAAAAACCGAGAGUGGAAACAUUGGGUCUUAAUUUAACACAGGAUCAGUAAAACUGUUGUAAAUACUGAGAAACAUUUUGAAUGUUCUUCAUCUUGUUACUAAUCCAUGCAAAAAAAAAAAAAAGCGGCGACUAAUUGUGAUGCAUUCGGAUUUCAGUAUUCAGUACUGUAUAUCUCACCCUGUGUAAUGGGGCCCCCCUUUCUCUCUUUUUGUAUUGUAUGCGAUUCUGAAACUGAUUGAGUCAUGAAAAUAAUUUGUGGCGGUGAUUCUAAUGUAAUAAAAACGUUUCGUGUUCCUUUCUAACUGGAUUACACCCUGGAUUGAAAAAGUCUUCCUCGUGGUAGUUAUAUGUAGUUUCAAACAUGAAUAAACUUUUUGCUUUCAUGAUUAA